Molecule: messenger RNA, 1461 nt
Organism: Camelina sativa (false flax)
Lineage: Eukaryota; Viridiplantae; Streptophyta; Magnoliopsida; Brassicales; Brassicaceae
Product: phytochrome-interacting ankyrin-repeat protein 2
Biological process (GO): protein K6-linked ubiquitination
Cellular component (GO): BRCA1-A complex; BRCA1-BARD1 complex
Molecular function (GO): protein binding; ubiquitin-protein transferase activity
Source: RefSeq, a predicted model, not a curated record
GUAAACAAAACUGAUAUUUAUCUAUCAUCUCUUCCGACUCUUGUCACGCCUUCGAUUCUUUCUUAUCUCGACGAAAAAAAACCCUACUGCCAAAAAAAAAAAACAAAAACAAAAAAACUCUGUAUUCUCCGAUCUCUGGCGAGAAGAUAAAUCUGUGUUUCUGAGCUUCCUUCACCAUAUCUCCUCGCUUCGUUACGAUUUGGUUAAAAUCAUUGUUCUCUCAUCAACUGUUUUCUUGGCUGUAAUUUGGAGUUUUCUCUGUCUCAUCAAUGUGGUCGUGCUCUACUACGGCUUUACACAAUCAUUAGGCUUUUAAGUUCUUUCUAAGUAAUGCUCAUUUUCUCUUCCCUGUCUAUGGCUUUAUCUGCGAUCCUUCGAAAGCUUAGUGUCUUCGGCCCUGGUUUGAAUCCUUCUUUCCCUUACUGCAUCGCCAAUCACUCAUCUGCCUCCCGUUAAAUUGAGUUGCUCUGUUUCAACUGAAUUACAUUACUAGUCUGCUUUCUUACGGUGUCUUAGUCUGAAUAGUGGUGUUGCAAAUCAUCCUUAGCCUGGCCCUGAAGUAGUACCUUCUUUAGACAUUCUUGGGUGAGAGAGGUUUACACCAAUAUCAUGUAAAUCUGUCCCCUCAUAGAAUAAGUUUAUACUGCUGGCUGAGUUCUUUUGGAAUUCCCGUUUUGAUUAGUUUCUACCCGAGUCUCUUAGUCCUACAUAGAUCCGUAUCCUACUUUCGAAGCUUGUUCUUGUUUAGCUAGCUGUAGCUCAGACCCAAAAAUGCUCGAAGAACAGCCGGCUGCAUUCUCUCUCAGGCGUAAUUCAUUUAGACGCCGAUCUCCCAGAUCAAAUGUCGAUGACAGAGGCUGGAAUCCGCUCCACAUCAAAGCCAGAAAAGGCGAUCUGAAAUCCGUGAAACAGCUUCUCGACCAAGGGAUGGAUGUGAACGCUCUAGCAUGGGGACCGAAAUCAAAAGGUGUGAGUGCGCUUCACCUUGCAGCUGAGGGAGGUCACAUAGAAGUCAUGGAUUUGCUCCUUGAACGUGGGGCCAACAUCGAUGCCAAAACAUGGGGCUCGUGCGGGUGGACCCCUCUCCACGCUGCGGCCAAAGAGCGGAAGAGAGAAGCGGUCAAGUUUCUGGUGGAGAAUGGUGCCUUCUUAGCAGAUGAUAUAAGUGAUACAAGGUUUAAUCCGCCGGUGCAUUACUGUCACGGGCUUGAAUGGGCGUACGAGGAAAUGAAGAAGCUUAACAGCGAGUCUUCUUCAUCUGGUGGAGACACAUCUUCCAGUUCUGAGAACUGAACUUCUUGUUGUUUCUUGGUGUGUUUUGUUUUUCUCUCUAGUUGAGACACUUGUCAGAAAUGUUAUGGUUUUGUGUUUGAUCUUAUAAAUGAAACAUUGAAACUGCGGAGCCUUGUCUUACAAUAAUGUAAUCUUCUUUUGUGUGUUAUCUUCAGUUUGCGAACUUUA